UUAAAAAAAGAAAAGAAAAGAAAGAAACCGCAAACAGAGUGGAGCCACGCAUGGGCCCGAGACACAGGCCUCUGUAAAAGGCUGGUAAUUCACAGAACGCAUGAGACAUUAACAUCAGGCUGUGGGAUUGAUACGUUUUCUGGUUCCCCUGAAUACCGUGGAUGGGGGAUUAUCGUGUAAAUACGCGCGUCUAAGGCAAACUCUCCAUUGCGCGCGCUCUCUGAUUGCACCGUGUGACCCUUCAUGAGAGGUGGACGGUGCUGCUGGGAAAGCUGCUGGUCAUUUUUACUCCGGCUGCUGCCUGAGACUGAAGCUCCUCAAUAACCAUGAGCCGUCCGCCGAGUCCGACUCCAGCACGAUGGUUUAAGGCGCUGCGCAGGACCAGGCUGGGGGACCCCUGUCUGAAGACGUAUCCGCUGGAAAGCGUGGAUCUCCUGAAGAGGGCUAGAGUCGCCUUUCAAGCUGGACGUACCCUCAAAGAGAACUUCAGAUUGGCUCAGCUGGAGGCUGUGGUGCAGAUGCUGGAGGAACACGAGUGUGACUUUGUGGAUGCACUUGGAAGGGACUUCCGCAAGCCUCGGUUUGAAACAGUUGUGUCUGAACUGAUCCUGGUCAAGAAUGAGGCUGUAUAUGCUAUUAACAACUUAAAGAAGUGGAUGCAGCCACAGAAAGUGGAAAGGAACCUGUCCACCACGCUGGACGACUGUCUGGUGAUCAGUGAACCGCUGGGAGUGGUGCUUAUCAUUGGGACCUGGUGUAGUCCUGUACAAAUGUGCCUUGUGCCACUGGUCGGGGCCAUUGCAGCAGGAAACUGUGCAAUCAUCAGCCCCUCUGAGUGUACUGUGCACACAACAGAGCUUCUCCAUCGUCUAAUUCCCUUCUACUUGGAUAAUGAAUGCUUCCAUGUGAUUCUUGCAGGCAUGAGUGACUUGCCUGAAGUGAUUGAGCUCAAAUUUGAUCACGUUUUCUUCACAGGAAACAAAGAGGAUGGAAGCAAAAUUGCUCUGGCUGCCGCCCGCACACUCACACCCGUCACCUUGAUUCUGGGAGGGAAGAACCCGUGUUACGUGGACCAGCACUGUGACAUUUCCACCACUGUGCAGCGCAUUGCUUGGGCACGUUUUCAUAAUGCUGGACAGAGUUUGGUGGCUCCUGACUACAUUUUAUGCCACACAGAUGUCAAAGCUCGGCUGGUGCAGGCCCUCAAGUGCUGCCUGAUGGAGUUUUAUGGCUCUAAUCCCCAAGAGUCACGUAGCUUUGGCCGGAUAGUCAAUCUAGAGAUCUUUAACCGUACUAGAGAUAUAUUAUGGAGAUCUGGCAAGGUGGCUGUGGGUGGGCAUGUGAUAGAAGCAGAGAAAUAUAUUGCCCCAACAGUUCUGACAGAUGUGGCUGAAUCAGACCUCGUCAUGCAAAAGGAGAUCUUUGGUCCAGUUCUUCCUAUUUUGACUGUAAACAAUGUGGAUGAGGCUAUUGGCUUUAUCAAUAAGCAAGAAAAGCCCCUCUGUGUGUAUGCAUAUUCCACCAACGGCAAGGUCAUUUCAAGACUCAUGAGUGAGACCUGCAGUGGAAGCUUUUGCUCUAAUGAUUGCAUCCUGCAGAGUGUGAUGGUGGCUCUACCUUUUGGUGGAGUAGGUGCCAGUGGAAUGGGUUCUUUCCAUGGCCGCUACAGCUUUGACACCUUUUCUCACAAGAAAUCCUGUCUGCUACGAAGCGCACGGUUUGAAUGUGUGACCUACCUGCGCUAUCCACCCUUCGAGGAGCGCAAUCUGUCUCUAAUGACAUGGGCCAGCAGCCUUUCCCAGAAAAGCCAGGGCUGGUGCCAGAUUAUGUGACUGUGUGGGAGGGUAAUGACAGCCACACUGGAAUUAAACAAACUGCCACUUUUGUUAUGAGCAGGCCAUGGAAGACAUAAGCGCAUUAUUAUAGAAUCAACAAGAAUGGAUUUCUAUGGAGAAAAUUGUUAACUGUAUAUUAACUUGUCUAAAUGUAUGUUUGAAACUUAUAAAAAAUGUAUAGGACACAAAUAUUUUGGAUGUACACUGUUUAUUCUGAUUUUACAUUAAAUGUGGGGAAAAAAUGCAUUAACAUAAAAAAAUCUAUGUAUUGUAUUUACAGUUUGAAUAAAGUAUAUGCAUCUCAAAA
Messenger RNA from Oreochromis niloticus (Nile tilapia), 2142 nucleotides. RefSeq names its product aldehyde dehydrogenase 3 family, member B4 (gene aldh3b4). Lineage: Eukaryota; Metazoa; Chordata; Actinopteri; Cichliformes; Cichlidae. Bases 327 to 1832 code for a protein of 501 amino acids. The record is from RefSeq and is a predicted model, not a curated record. Gene Ontology annotation, biological process: aldehyde metabolic process. The transcript is spliced from 10 exons. Gene Ontology annotation, cellular component: cytoplasm. Gene Ontology annotation, molecular function: 3-chloroallyl aldehyde dehydrogenase activity; aldehyde dehydrogenase (NAD+) activity.